Molecule: messenger RNA, 1749 nt
Organism: Ascoidea rubescens DSM 1968
Lineage: Eukaryota; Fungi; Ascomycota; Saccharomycetes; Ascoideales; Ascoideaceae
Product: Rab GTPase-binding exocyst subunit SEC15
Exons: 1
Coding region: 117-1502 (461 amino acids)
Biological process (GO): exocytosis; intracellular protein transport; Golgi to plasma membrane transport
Cellular component (GO): membrane; exocyst
Source: RefSeq, a predicted model, not a curated record
CAAUUAUAGAUAAAUUAUUACCAAUAUUAAUCAACUACAUUAAUAAUCAAAUUUUUUAUAAUGAUUUAGAUCAAUUAAAUGAAUUGAAAGAAUUUUUUGGAAAUUUUAUUAAAUUAAUGGAAAAUUUUGAAUUUAAUAUAAUUAAAUUAUACGAUCAAAUUUUGAUUUUAUUAUUUGAAAGAUAUCAAUUGAAAUUACUAAAUAAUUUUGAAAUUGAAUAUAAAAACUCUUUAGAUGAAGAUGAUUCAAUGCCCAUGAUUAUUAAUGAUACUAAUCUAUAUAAUAAAAUUUUAGCUGUAAGUUGGUAUAACCCCGAUGAUAACUUUAAUGAUAGCAAUGAUAACGAUCAUAAUGGUCAAAAUAGUCAAAAUUUCAGUAGAAUUUUACCUUUUAGUCAAGUUUAUCCAAUGACCUGUGCACAAUUACGAUCAAUUAUUAAUAAAAAUUUAAAAUUUUUAGAAUUUAAUUUUUAUAAUUAUAAUUUUUUCAAAAUUAACCAAUUAUUAAUCAAUUUCUUAAAACAAUUAAUGUUGAUAAUAGUUGAAAAAAUGAAUGAAAAACUUAAAAGUACAUCGAGAGAAGAAAUCGCUCAAAAUCUAAUUAAUUUGGAAUAUUUCCUAAUAUCUGCAAAGGAAGUUCAUAUGUUGAUUACGAGUACUUAUCAAUUAAAUAUCAACGAUACUAAUAAUAAAGAUAUUAAUGGAAACGAACACAUAUCAAUUUCUCUAUCAGAUAAUUUAAGAUUAAUCAAAAAUUUACCUAAAAAUAUUGAAUUGAAUGAAAUAAUCGAUAAAUUUAUUGAAACUAAAAAAAAUGCUGAAAAUGCCUUAUUUACGAUUGUUGACAGUAAAAUUGAUGGUCUUAUGGAUUUCUUCGAAUGGGAAUUUGAUACAUUAGAGAGUCAUAAAGGUGAGGUUUCAAUUUCCAUUCGAGAUGUCGGUGAAUUCUUGAAAACAAUGUUUGAAACAACUUUUAUUAAUAUUCCUUUGAAAAUUAAAAAUUUAUUAAUUAUAAGAGGGUUUGAUAGGUUAAUUGGUUGCAUUGCUGAAAACUUGAUCGAAGACAGUAAAAUUAUAACAGAUGUUGGUAUCAAUAAUUUUGAAAUUGAUUUAAAAUAUAUCGAGGAGCUAGUUGAGAGCUUGACAACAAAUUAUAACCAUCCAGAUAACAUGGACAAUAAUGAAAAGAGUUUGCACCUAAUGUUUAAGGAAUUAAAUCAAAUUAUUUUGUUAUUAAAAACAGCCAGUUAUGAAGAAUUUAGAAAUGAUCAAAAUUCCAAAUAUAACCUUAUUAAAAAGGAAAUUGGGUACAGAUUAUUGAAUAAAUAUAAAAUUGGCAAUAGAUUAUUAAGUGAUAUUAUUUUAAACAGCGGUUCAUCCAGCAAUAAUGGUAAUUCUAGUGAUUCAGGCAGCAAUAAUGGAAACAGAUCUCCAAGAAGUCCGUCAUCAACUGUCAAUAAAUUUUCUUCUAAAUUUUAUAGCAGAUUCCGUUCCAACAAAUAACUCUUUUUUUUGGUUUUUUAUUUCUCAAAGUAGGUUUAAUUUUUUUUAUACUAUUUAUUAUAUAGUUUGUAUUAUAUAAUAUCUUUGUUUGUUUGUUUGUUUUAAUUAUUCGAAUAUAAUUCGAUAUAGCUCCAAAAAUAACAAAUUAAUAAGUAAUUUUGUAAGAAAUUUUGGCCCACCUGAGGAAAAUAAUUGGAAAAUAACGUUAGCCUUUUUUAUCAAAAAAAAUUACAAGCAUCAAUAUAAA